CCCCGUUGGCCCUGCUAGAUCCAGCCUGGUCCCAGCACCCCCCUCCCGGCCUCCGCGGGCAGUCAACGGGUGCCUCCCCGUGGGGCAGACGGGCCAAGGCCCUCAGGAGGAGGUGUGGAGGUGAGAGGCCAUCCCAGGUGAGGGCCCAGCUCUGCCUUGGAGAGUCCUCCCAGCCCCCCAGGAAACGGUAUGAAGGAAGGCUCCCCACCCCUGUUCCUCUUCCCUCAGUUCCUAGCAGCCAGGAAGAGGCUUGAGGGAGUUCAUGACCACCCCCCCAAAACGAGGGGCUCAUGUUUGUGGGUCCCACGAGGUUUCUCACAGGGGUCUUUGUCCUAAGGAGGUUAAGGACCUUGGCCUUCCAUAAUCUAUCCCUAGUUGGGGGCAGGAUUUGAGCUGUAGUCUGACUCUCAGGCUGCCCCCCACGAGAGGAGUCACAGGCACCGAGGAGGUCUUCAGGACGGGUCGUUGUUCCUGGAGACGGUGAGCAGGCUCACCCCUCGCCCUCCUCCGUGGUGUCUCUGACAGAGUGAUCACUUGCUCCUCACAGGAAAGAGUGGGGUCCUGGGGCUUCACCCCCAUCCUGGGCUCCUGUCUCCACUACUCAUCCCCCUUCACCCCACAGACCCCUGCAUGCCCCUCCCCAACUUCCACAACAGCGCCUUCAUCCUUUGCCACUAGAGACCUUCAGCAGCUCGGCUGAGCCCUCAGUUUCAGUGUGGGGGGUGGGAAGGGCACACCUGAGCUGAGGCUGAAGUGGGGGGGGGGGUUUCUAGGCCGUUGCCUGGGCGAUGCCACCUGAGCUGGGCACCGGCACCUGUUGCCGGGGGAACAGUGCGGGCGGGGCCCCUCCCUUGGGAGCAGCCAGGGCCACUGGGCUGAGACUGGAGACGGAUCGGAUUCCUGAGAGUCCCCGGCGGGCAGGGGGGCAGGGGGACAGGGGCGGGGGUGUGCGAUACUGGGGGAUCUGGGCGUGUUUGCAACGUAGAGUGAAACGGGGUCGCAGGGAGCAAAGACGACAAGAAGGGGUGGCUGGGGGAGGAGUAGGAGGCGGCUCAGGAAGGCCGCCGAGCCUCCGCUUCUCAGUGCAGAGCCUGUUACUUUUAUGACCCCCCCCCCAAUCCUUACUCCCCAGCUGGUCCUCAGUCUCCCCUUUCCUUUGUCCCUGUGUUCCCACCGGCCCGGAUGUUCUUUCCUCCCCCGCUCCCGGUCUCCGUCCCGCCUCCCAGGCUCCCCACCCCACCCCCGCCGCCUUCUCCCUGUAGCUCAGGCUUCACCGCUCUCAGCUUUGCUGCCCCUCCCCUGCCUCGGCCUCAAAACCCCACCUGCGUCUGGGAGCCGGCCCGAGUCCCCAGGUGACACCCACAGCGGGUGUGCUGCUCGGGCGUGAACCUGUGCCUGCCGGAGGGACAAGGCUCUCUGCAGCCCGAAGGUGGGUCAGGAGGGUCUGUGCAAGCUGGGUCAGACGGGCGGCAGCUGGGACGCCAGGACGUGAGUGCCUACAGGGUGGCAGGAGCAGCGUCCACCGGGCAUCUGAUGGGCAACGGGCCCCUCGAAGGGACACCGCUACUCCGCUGAGCGGGACUGUGAGACUGUGAGAUCCACUUGUGCGUGUGGGGGUCAGAGAGGUGCUUUGCAAGAGGCCCACAGAUGUGAGGACGGUCCUGGCCGAGGACACAGACUUCCCCACGUUCUGGGCACCGAGACCCCCACCCGGCGGCCCCUGACGUACCCCUGUGAGUCAAGCGGGCCGUCUAGGGUUAAGAAGACCUGAGGGGACAGAUGGCGUCAGCCGGCCUUGAACUCCUGGGCAUGACCCUGUCCGUGCUGGGCUGGCUGGGCACCCUGGUGUCCUGUGCCCUGCCCCUGUGGAAGGUGACCGCCUUCAUCGGCAACAGCAUCGUGGUGGCCCAGGUGGUGUGGGAGGGGCUGUGGAUGUCCUGCGUGGUGCAGAGCACGGGCCAGAUGCAGUGCAAGGUGUAUGACUCCCUGCUGGCGCUGCCCCAGGACCUACAGGCCGCCCGCGCCCUCUGCGUCGUCGCCCUCCUGUUGGCUCUGCUCGGGCUGCUGGUGGCCAUCACGGGGGCCCAGUGCACCACCUGCGUGGAGGACGAAGGUGCCAAGGCCCGCAUCGUGCUCACCGCAGGGGUCCUCCUCCUCCUCUCGGGCAUCCUGGUGCUCAUCCCGGUCUGCUGGACCGCGCACGCCAUCAUCCAGGACUUCUACAACCCCCUGGUGGCCGAGGCCCUCAAGCGGGAGCUGGGGGCCUCCCUCUACGUGGGCUGGGCCGCCGCCGCUCUGCUCAUGCUGGGCGGGGGGCUCCUCUGCUGCACGUGCCCCCCACCCCAGAUCGACCGGCCCCGAGGACCCAGGCUGGGCUACUCCAUCCCCUCCCGCUCAGGUGCGUCCGGGCUGGACAAGAGGGACUACGUAUGAGGCGGAAUGAGGCGGAGAGCGUCCCCGGAAGCCCGCUGCUCAGAGCCCUGACCUGGUGCCGGAUGCCCUGUGGCAACCCUUGCCCU
Messenger RNA from Panthera uncia (snow leopard), 2519 nucleotides. It is a transcript of the gene CLDN9, whose product is annotated as claudin 9. Gene Ontology annotation, molecular function: structural molecule activity. The coding region runs from base 1780 to 2433 and encodes 217 amino acids. Gene Ontology annotation, cellular component: plasma membrane; bicellular tight junction. The record is from RefSeq and is a predicted model, not a curated record. Lineage: Eukaryota; Metazoa; Chordata; Mammalia; Carnivora; Felidae. The transcript has a single exon. Gene Ontology annotation, biological process: bicellular tight junction assembly; cell adhesion.